Calypte anna (Anna's hummingbird) is the source of this 4147-nucleotide messenger RNA. RefSeq names its product metallo-beta-lactamase domain containing 2 (gene MBLAC2). The transcript has 2 exons. NCBI's taxonomy places the organism in Eukaryota, Metazoa, Chordata, Aves, Apodiformes, Trochilidae. The coding region runs from base 56 to 889 and encodes 277 amino acids. The record is from RefSeq and is a predicted model, not a curated record.
GCCCGCGGCCGUGUUGAGUGGCGGGGGGGCGGUCGGUGGAGCGGCUCUUCGGGCGAUGUCGGCGCUGGAAUGGUUCGCGCACAAGCCCUUGGGCGGCGGUAUCUUCUGGAUCCAAGAGCGGUUCUACGAGUCGGGCAACCGGGCGAACAUCUGGUUGGUGCGGGGCUCGCAGCGAGACGUGGUGAUCGACACCGGGCUGGGGCUGCGCAGUUUGCCCGACUACCUACGGGACGCCGGGCUGCUGGGCACGGAGACGGAGGGGUCCGGGCCGAGGCCGCUGUUGGCUGUUGCUACCCACGUCCAUUUCGACCACUCGGGCGGGCUGCAGCACUUCGAGGAGGUGGCGGUGCACAGCGCUGAGGCGGCGGCCCUGCUGCGGGGUGACAACUACGAGGCUGUCACCUGGCUGUGGGAGGGGGAGGUGGCGAGGCCGCCGCGGCCCGGCUGGAGGGCCCGGCAGUUCCGCGUCCCGCCCGUCCGGCCCACCCGCCUGCUGCAGGAGGGGGAUGUGAUCAGCCUUGGAGACCGAGACCUUACUGUCCUGCACAUGCCUGGCCAUUCGAGAGGCAGCAUUUGUUUACACGACAAAGACAGGAAGAUUUUGUUCAGUGGAGAUGUGGUGUAUGAUGGAUCCAUGAUCGACUGGCUGCCCUACAGCAAAAUCAGUGACUACGUUGCAAGCUGCCAGCGCCUCAUGGAGUUGGUGGACAGAGGUCUGGUGGAAAAGGUACUCCCUGGGCAUUUUAACAUAUUUGGGGCAGAAAGGCUGUACCGGUUAGCUUCCAACUACAUUUCACAAGCUGGGUUUUGUCACAAGGUUUCCACUUGUGCCAUGAGGUCCCUGGCGAGCAUAGCUCUCCGUGUCACAAAUUCCAGAGUCACUUCCUAGUGACUUUGUUUUUUGGUGUGGUCUGUUCCCUACUGGAAAACCAAAUGGCUUGUGGAAAUGUUGAUGCAAGGAAAAGCAGUAAGCGUUAGUAAAGGUGGUAAACUGGUACAGAUAAGCUGAAAAAAUUCUCCCUAUUUUUUUCCCCACUCUAUUCCUAUUUUUAUAAAAAGUACAUAAGCUAGUAGCUUUAGCAAAACCUAGCAUUUUUCUUUCUAUUUUAUUCAGAGCACGUUUGCACAUUUUGUGAUUGAGAUAUAUUGAUUUAUUUUUGUUAUGAUCUGACAGAUGUAUGUAUGCCAAAAUAAGAGGUUUUACAUUCAUGCCUGAAAACUUGUUGAUGUAGCACUAAAUUUGUGACUAUUCACCCCACUAUUUGGCACUUCAGGAUACACUGUAGUGGGAAUAGUGUUUUUUUUUUUUCUGGGUCGACAGUUGGACUUGAUGACCCUAGAGGUCUUUUCCAGCUGUGAGAAUUCUGUGAUUCAAGUCCUGCUCAGGUUUUGGCCUCACACAGCUUGUGCUAAGACCUGGUGUGUGCUGGGAGCAGCACCAUUAGGUCACAGCAACACCUGCACAGGGUUCAGAAAAAGAUAAGGGCCAAUCUGCAGCCAUAGCCACCUGCUCAGUGUCUGCUGCACCACUCAUCACCUGCAGAGUAGCUGUCUGGCAGGUUUAGAACCCACUAGUGUGUAGAAAUGCUAUAGACCAAACUUCCCUGAUGGAAAAUGUAUAGAUCUAUCAGCUUACCCCAAAAUCUGUAUCUUUUGAUACAGAUCCAACAGCAGAUGGGCUGGUGGGGCCUUUCAUGCUUCUUGGUGCAGUGCAGGGGAUGCCUGCUGCCCCAUGACAGAGGAGCAAGAAUGAGCACUCUCAUUCUGUUUUGCUUACAGCUCUGGAAAUUAGGAAUCAGAGAAUUUGUGGACUAAUAAAUUCCUGUGUUAGACUAGUUUGUACAAAGUGGACUGAGCCUUUGCUUGGUGUGUUUUUUUUCUCCUGAUGAGCUCAUAAAAGAAAAUUCUGUACACAGUAGGUUCUGUCAAUUUGAGAGAAAUGGAAAUUUGAGAGAAACUUAAAGGCUGUAUUUGCAUUGAAGAGUAUUUUUAUGUGACUGGAUUGUAACUUGGUUGUUAAUGCUCUGUGGGAGGGUAAGGAUGAGGCUUUAAUGUGAACUUGCCCUACUGCAGGUGCUGGAUUAAACAGCCAGUACAUUUGUUGCCACAAUGUGAAUGUAACUUAAACUGUUUACUGUUUGCAUAUGAGGUGUUUGGUGUGUAUGGUUUUCAUGAAAAGUGAACUGCAGUCCUAUCACUACCUGACAUCUAAAAAAAGUUUAAUACAUUAAGGAAUGCAAAAUGACAUUGUAACUUGCUUAUGAGAAUUGAAUGUGUGAUUUUAAUGUUGAAAUGGCUAAAUUUUGUGUCAUUAUUCUAACAGUAUAUAUAUAGAUAUAUUUAAUUUUUUUUAAAGGACACUGUCUGAUGUUAUUUUUGUAUGCAUACUUCCCUAAAAAGAAUGCAAACAUUUUUUUCCAAAGUUUUAGUGGAGCUAAACCUUAUUUAUUUGGAUUUCACUUUAUGGAGGGAAGCUUUUUUCUCCCUAUUUAUCUUAAAAACCAGAAAAGGACCCCAAAGUUUGGGCUCUAAGUUAUGGGGGAGUGAAAAUAGAUAGCCUUCUUAAUUAGUAUAAAGUCUUGUGAGAAAAACAGAACAAAACCAAACUGUUGCAAAAUGAAAGCAUCUGUGUCUAAAAAUUAUGAAACAAAAUAUGUUUAUGUAAUGGUUUUCUGCUGUCACAGACCAAUUCACUCCUGCCUUUACUGAAUAUAUUCUUUACUAGGAUUUCUGCAGGUUGUGAUGUGCCUAGUUCUUGUUAGCAGUGCCUAUCUCCAAGCUGAAGAAAAAUUGUAAGUGGGCAGGACAGGUGUAGCAAUGCAAGACCUGUUACCACUCAGAUCACAGUCUCUUUUUUUGGAGGAAUCCAAGUGUAUCAGUAAAUUACAUGAGGAGUGUUUAAUCAGUGGGAAGACUCCUGUCAUAAAUAAAGCUAAGAGCUUUUUAUCUUGGACUCAUUUGGCCAGAAGAAAGGCAGAAGCUUAGCAUGGGAAGCAAAAAAGCCAAUGAAGAGGCCCAGAAUAAACUCCGUGGUGUUGCUCUUUACUUAGCAGUCCAGAGGCUGUUUUUGAUGACCAAGGGUUCACAGUGGGUAGUCACAGAUCUGAAGUGACAGGUGGGAAAGUCAGAAUGUCUGAAGAAAUACAUAGGAGUAAAUCUUAAACCAGUAGUCCACAUGAAGCCAUGGUGUCUCUGAUUACCCAAGAGUAACUGAGUUCCUUCAAAGUAGACAUCUGUGCCAUAAAACCAGAAGCAGCCUUGCUUCUGUGAGGACAGCAGUGGUGGUAAUCCCGAGCAGUAACAUGGAUGGAGAGACCUCUUCUGUCACAAACCCUGCCUCUCUGUAUGCCAGUCACUAAAAUUCUACAAAAGUUGUUUGGGAGAGUGAGAUCACGUUGAUUUAGCAUUUUGUGCUAUGCCACUUAUCAGCUUGGAAGUUUGAUUAUUCAUCCUGUAGCCAAAGUUUACUGUACUUUAAAACUUGAGCUCCUGAGAGUAGGCUCACAGGCAUGUCUAAGUAAAGAUGACCUCUGUAAUUUGUGUUUGAGUCAGUGCUCAGUAGCAGCUACAAGAUCCUUAAAAUGCUCCAUGCCCUAUUAAGCCAUGCUUAAGUUCAUUAAGUAGUUGAAGUUGGCAGCAAUUGCCUGUUGGUUUUUUCUUGUCCAGAAUCUUGGGGAUAAUUUCUUAGCUCAGAAGUGAGCUUUAUGUGAGCAUAGCCCUAAAUAGGGCAUGUUUGUAAACUGCUGCUAUAAUCCAGUUGGAAGUACUUUUUUGAGAGUCUUAGAAUUAUUUUUGUAUUGUAAGAAAUUGACUACUAGAUAAAUGCUAUGUCUUAAAGAACUGCCUUUGCCUAUUUUUGUUAAGAGUUUUCAAGUUUUAGUCAUGAAUGUGACAGUGUCCCUUUAACACUCCUUGGAUUAAAUAUUUAAAACAUGCAUUUUAAGUUUAAAUAUUCUAACAUUUUCAGUAUUUAGAACUGCACUGAUAUGUUUGUAAAAUCUAAUAGUUUUCAGAAGACUGGGAAGCUGGUAAAAAAACCCAGGAAUUUUUUCUCCCUGUAAUCUGUCAAGACUUUUGUCAUGUUAAACAACAGUUUACAUAUACAUCGUUUUAUCAUAGAUAAACAUAAUAAAAAAUGUUGUAAUCC